This is a messenger RNA of Rhea pennata, 528 nucleotides long. Its product is annotated as NADH dehydrogenase [ubiquinone] 1 beta subcomplex subunit 6-like. The record is from RefSeq and is a predicted model, not a curated record. The transcript has 4 exons. Gene Ontology annotation, biological process: mitochondrial electron transport, NADH to ubiquinone; mitochondrial ATP synthesis coupled electron transport. Lineage: Eukaryota; Metazoa; Chordata; Aves; Rheiformes; Rheidae. The coding region runs from base 56 to 442 and encodes 128 amino acids.
GUCAUCGGCGCGCGACGGCGCCGGGGACGCGGCGCCCUUCGGCGGGGCCGGCGCCAUGGGCGGCUUCGGCGCGGACGAGAAGCUGCGGCUGCAGCAGCUCCGCGCGCUGCGGCGCCGCUGGCUGCGGGACCAGGAGCUCAGCGAGCGGGAGCCCGUCCUGCCCCGGCGGCGGCUGGGGCCCGUGGCCGCCUUCUGGGAGCGCUUCCUGCGGCCCGGCGGCCCGUGGCGGCGCCAGGUGUUCGGCGCGUACCGAGGCAGCAUCUUCGCCGUGACGCGGGUCCUGGUGCCGGGCUGGGCCGUGCUCUACUACGUCAAGUACCACGUUAUGAAAACGCCGUAUGGUGUGGUUGAAUCAAAUCCGCGGAUAUUUCCGGGGGACAGAAUUCUAGAGACAGGAGAAAUUUUUCCACCCCUGAAAGAAGAACCUGGUGGUCACCACUGAUGGUUAAAUGCUGACGUCCUUCUUCAUCAAGCAAGGUGGUAACUGCAGCUGCUUUGUCUGUUGUAUAAAUGACUCUUUAUUCUGUA